GGGGCAAACCCUGCCGCUGCCGCCGCAAAGUGACGUGGGGUGGGUACCGGGAGAAGAAUCGGCGCCAUCCUUCCAAGUUAUAUUGUGUUGAACCCGCCCCGACGCCACGUAUGCAGAACCAAGGCGUCAAUAAAGGCAACCGAACCCCCAGGCUCUCCCAACGGCUCUCGCUCGGAGCUGUCCUCGUCCUAACCCUGGCUGUCCUGUUCACCAAAGCACUGCCCCGCCUGUCUCUCCUUUCCCACCAGCUCCGGCCACGGUUCUCCCAAGCAGCCACCGGCGCCAUGUCCUCCGCAUACGAGAAGGAGCUCGAGGUGGCGCAGCUAGCGGUCCAGCGCGCCGCAAUCCUGACCAAGCGCGUCUUUAACGAGAAGGCCAAGGGCACCGUGUCCAAGGUCGACAAGUCCCCCGUCACCAUCGGCGACUUCGGCGCCCAGGCCCUCAUCAUCAGCGCCCUGCAGGCCAACUUCCCUGCCGACGAGAUCGUGGCUGAGGAGGAGGCCGACUGGCUGCGCUCCGACGAGGCGCUCAAGCAGACCAUCUGGGACCUGGUCAGCACCACGAGCCUCGAGGACGCCGCGGCGGAGCGGCUCCUCGGCGGGGCCAUCAAGGACGCCGCGGCGAUGCUGGACGUCAUCGACCUGGGCAAGAGCAAGGGCGGCGCCAAGGGCAGGAUAUGGACCAUCGACCCCAUCGACGGCACCAAGGGCUUCCUCCGCGGCGGCCAGUACGCCGUCUGCCUGGGCCUCAUGGUCGACGGCGACGUCAAGGUCGGCGUGCUGGGCUGCCCGAACUUGCCCGUCGACGACGCCGCCCCGCUCACGGCCGACGUCGGCGCCUCGGGCCGCGGCGUCCUCUUCUCGGCCGUCCAGGGCCGCGGCGCCACCAGCCGGCCACUGACCGCCGGCGCCCUGGCCGCCCCCGCCAAGCCCAUCUCGAUGCGGCCGCUGGCCGCCGACGGCCUCGCGGGCGCCGCCUUUUGCGAGAGCGUCGAGGCAGGCCACUCGUCGCAUAGCGAGGCGGCGCAGAUCGCGCAAAAGCUGGGCAUCACGGGCGAGUCGGUGCGCAUGGACUCGCAGGCAAAGUACGGCUCCAUCGCCCGCGGCGCCGGCGACAUCUACCUCCGCCUCCCCACGUCGGCCACGUACCAGGAGAAGAUCUGGGACCACGCGGCCGGCGACCUGAUCGUGCGCGAGGCCGGCGGCCAGGUCACCGACACCCUGGGCAGGCGGCUGGACUUCUGCAAGGGGAGGACCCUGGCCGAGAACAAGGGAGUCGUUGCAGCGCCCGCAGCUGUGCAUGACCAGGUACUCAAGGCCGUGACCGAGGUGCUGUACGGCAAGAAGACCGGCGACGUCAUAUGAAUGGUUCCGACGUUACAGGAAAUUGCUAUACUAUAGCACGCCCACCUCAAAAAAAAACCGGCAAUUCCAUUAAGGGAUGUGAACAGGAAGAGGUCCUGAACGAAAGAUGAAAUAGAAAGAAAAUAUAAAUAAAAGUACGAAUAAAAACGGGAAUAGGACUAAGAAUGAUUACAGGAAAAAGAUAUAAGAACAGGACAGCUUACGGCACUAGUAAUUUUACUUGAUCCUCGGACCUAGUGUGUAACAUUGCCGUUUUUUUUAUGGUGGGCGUGUGUAGUCACAAGAGAUUCAGGCCCGGGCCAUUCCAUCUCCUUGCCGGAAAACACAAGCAUGUAGACAUAUAUAACAAUGCACUCCUGGCAUAGCUCGUGCUUGGCGCAGCAUGCACAUGAUGAUUAUACAAAGAGCAACCAUAUGCUCCAUAGAUGGCGUCCGAAUGGACGAAAAGGGACCCUGAUGCCCACGUCCUGUUUAUUUUACCUUUUUCUGCUU
This is a messenger RNA of Gaeumannomyces tritici R3-111a-1, 1856 nucleotides long. Its product is annotated as 3',5'-bisphosphate nucleotidase. The transcript has a single exon. Gene Ontology annotation, biological process: phosphatidylinositol phosphate biosynthetic process; sulfate assimilation. NCBI's taxonomy places the organism in Eukaryota, Fungi, Ascomycota, Sordariomycetes, Magnaporthales, Magnaporthaceae. Gene Ontology annotation, molecular function: 3'(2'),5'-bisphosphate nucleotidase activity. The record is from RefSeq and is a predicted model, not a curated record. Bases 111 to 1364 code for a protein of 417 amino acids.